UUGUCUCUCCUCCGGCAGCCGUCAGGAGGGCUGGCUAGCCGGACGGACGGAGGAACAGGCGGGAGGGAGCCCGCCAGCGAGGACACCCCCGCCCCCGACGGGAAGCGGCGCCUGGCCGAGGAACGACGGGGACGCCGGCAAGGCCGCGCCGAGGCAGCCCUCAGGCGGGAAAGGGCUCCGAGGAGAGCCAAGGAGGGCCUGCGCUCGCUCCAUGGCCGGCCGGGGCGCGCCUUGACGGAGCCCGCAGCAGCCGGGGCUGCUGUUCCUCCUGCGAGAGGCCGGCCUCGCCUUCCCCGCGCUUCGCCUGGAUGCGGAGCGGCAGCACCAGAGGACCCGCGCACAGAGGCCGGGGCCCCAGCGGCGGCGGCGUCUUUCUUCCGUAGGGCGGGCCCCGGAGGCGGGGCAGCGCUGCCCCUGCUGCCUUGUCGCCGUGGAUGAGCCCGGGAGGAGCGGCGGGCCGCCCGGUGGGGCGCGGCGUCGGACGGCGGCUGGGGCUGUUGCUGCUUGUGCUCGGAGCAAAGGAGGAGCGGCGGCGACGACGGCCGGGAGAGGAUGCCCGGCUCCGGGGGCCGCUUUAGCUCCUAGUCCCCGGCGCGGGUGCCCCUGCUCGACCUCCCCGUCCACAGCGCUGCUGCCGCCGCCAGCGGCAUGGGCGGCAAGCAGAGCACGGCGGGCGCAACGGCCACGGGGCGCUCCCGGGGCGGGCCCUUGGCCGGCGUGUCGAGCGACGACAGCGCGGUGCCGCCGCCCGGGGGAGCCUCCCACUUCGGGCACUACCGGGGCGCGGGCGGCGGCGGCGGCGGAGGGCCCGCCAUGGGCUUGCGCAGCCGCUCCGUCAGCUCCGUGGCCGGCGUGGGCGUAGGGCUGGGCAUGGAGCCCGCCGCGGCCGGCAGCGUCCCCUUCGGCCUCUACACGGCGGCGGCUGCAGCUGGGGCCACGACGACGACGACAGCCGCGGCGGGAGCAGACUCGGAGCGGGGUCCCGGUGGCGGGUCGGGCGCGGACUCUACCCCUUACGCCCAUGGCAACGGUUUCCAGGAGACGGGAGGCGGUCACCACAGAGACGGGAUGCUCUACCUGGGGUCCAGGGCCUCGCUGGCUGAUGCGUUGCCUCUGCACAUCGGACCCCGGUGGUUCAGCUCGCACAGCGGUUUCAAGUGCCCCAUUUGUUCCAAAUCCGUGGCUUCCGACGAAAUGGAAAUGCACUUUAUCAUGUGUCUGAGCAAGCCCCGCCUCUCCUACAAUGAUGAUGUCCUAACAAAGGAUGCAGGCGAGUGUGUCAUCUGCCUGGAGGAACUCCUGCAGGGAGACACGAUAGCCCGGCUGCCCUGCCUGUGCAUUUACCAUAAGAGUUGUAUAGAUUCCUGGUUUGAAGUGAACAGAUCCUGCCCAGAACACCCUUCGGAUUGACCCUGGCAACGCUUGCUGACCUCUCUCAAGGUCGUCCCGCCAUCCAUCCCCCUCCCACACCCAACCUCCUCUGAGCAGGCUCUGGACCCCACUGGGACGACAGUGGGGACGAGGGGCUUGUGUUAACUUCUCGACUUAAAGGGGCAGACAAGAACCCACUCCAAGAGAAGCUGCUGCCCUUGCAGGGCUACACCUUGGCAGCCGCCAGCCUGGGUCGAGAGGAGUGCCCGGCGCCAGAGCCAGCGGCCGUCGCCCAGCGGCACCAUGAUGUUUGGGCCAGACCUGGUUGCUAGCCAAACAGAGCAUGAGAGAGUCACCCACCAUUUGACAAGGACUCGGCCCUUCCUGCCAUACGCGGGUCACACUUUUGCACUGAAAAGGUGAUUUCCCACCCCCCUCCCCUUCUCCUUUUCACCUCCACCCCUUGGAAAAGGAAGAGGAAACAACAACCCCCCUCCCGCCAUGCCUGCUCCCACCCUCAUCCUGCGGAGGAAAGGGCAUUUUCUGUCACGUUUUUGAAGGCGUCGUAGGUUUGUCUUUCAAGUGUUUACAAAACAGCCAUUUCGUGUCAACUGAUGUGUGUUCCUGGUGAUGUUUACAAGACUGCGUCCUCUUGGCCUCUUGGCUCGAGCCGCUCCGGCAGUUGAGGAGCCAGAUUUCCCUAGACCCUUCUCUUUUCCCUCCUGCCUCGCCUAGGGACACCCCCCCCCCACCUUCAUUGCCAAAAGUCCCCUGGUUUCCCCUUCCUCCCUCCUCUCAGUAAGUCUUGGUUUGAACUCCUGACUCUGGGGCAUAUUCUGAAGGGCUGUUUGCCACUCACAAGUGUCCUGCUAAGAUGCCUGAACCUUUCUCAGCCCUGUGUGGAAAACAAAAACAGCCGAUUUUUAUUAAAAAACACACACACACACAAAUGCGCACACACAGACACACACACACACACACACUCCUCCCUGAUCCACAUUUGAGCACGAAGCGGAGACCGCCUCAGCCAUGGGAAAAAAAGCCCCUGCCCCGGUGACCUCCAUCCAAGCAGGAAAAGGUAUCUGUAUUUAUAUAGUAAAAAAUAAAAAAUAAAAUAAAAAAAUAAAAAAAAUAUUCAAAGCUUGGGAAGGGAAGCUUCCCUUAUUAGUCAAGGUGUUUUGAUAUGGUAUUAAAUAAUGUUCAAUAAAAUAGUCACUGUUAUUUUA
This is a messenger RNA of Zootoca vivipara (common lizard), 2597 nucleotides long. RefSeq names its product zinc and ring finger 1 (gene ZNRF1). NCBI's taxonomy places the organism in Eukaryota, Metazoa, Chordata, Lepidosauria, Squamata, Lacertidae. Gene Ontology annotation, biological process: protein K48-linked ubiquitination; proteasome-mediated ubiquitin-dependent protein catabolic process. The record is from RefSeq and is a predicted model, not a curated record. Gene Ontology annotation, molecular function: ubiquitin protein ligase activity. Gene Ontology annotation, cellular component: membrane; cytoplasm; intracellular membrane-bounded organelle.